GCUAAACGAUUUUUCCCGAUUAACUCUAAAGAUAAGCCACCUAUUAAAGAUAUGGUGCAAAAAACGCUUUUCUCAGUCAAGUAUGUAGUAUUCAGAACGAUUCUAUAAUUUCUCAAUUUGCGUAUCAAUAUGUUCGCAAAUUAUACAAUGAUGUCCAAGACGUAGACUUUAUUGCACGCAGCCACAUCAAGUCCUGUGAAAAAAGUUCUAAACAAUUGUGCGAGUGUGAAUCAAAAAUAAUCGCGGAACUAGAGGAGAUAACAUGCGUAUCUCGAGUAUAAAAGUCGUCAUAUGCCGGACUUGUCGUUCAGUUGAAGCAGACGUUAGAGGAGAGAUUGCCGAUGUUCAUACUUCAAACUGUACACGUCAUAAAAUCUAUGUCUAUAUAAAAGAGGGAAUUCUAAAGGUUCACAAUAAUUAUAUAAACAUGUCUGAGAGUGAAUCUGCGAGUUUAGAAAAUCAAGAAUGGCUUUGCAGCGUCAAACCAUCGAAAACAAUAUAUUUUCCACAAAUCGGAGACCACGUCGUGUAUGUGAAACAGGCCCACCAUGAUUAUCUGGAGGAAGUGAAAAAACGGAAUUUGUACCGAGUUGAGGAGUCUGACAAGCCCUGGUCCAGCAUGAACUUUAGGGAGCUCGAUGUUCACGAGUACGUCAAAGUAGUGGAGAUCAAAUACGUGAUGCAGCCACUACGUCUUUGCUGUCUGAAGCUCGAACUACUAAGUGACAAGACGAGCUUUACUGUAAGGUAUCGCAACCUAGACAGAGUUACCGAUUUCUUAGUCCUUCGCCAGAUUUUCGAUGCUGCAUGCAAGAGAAAGUGGCGAUCGGGUCACAGACUUCGCCGCUUGAUCGGCAAAGUCUGGUUCUACGGCCAAAUCAUAUCGGUACAAGAUUACCAUCAUCGACGUUAUCCUGGUUCUCAGUACAAGCGGCUACGCGUUGAGUGGAAUAAUGGAAGAUUAGAGGAGAUCAGCCCUUGGGAAGUGGAAGAAAUUAGCAAAUCGACGCAUCGUCUUGAACGCGAUGAAUGGACGUACGAUACUGCCAUCGGGGAUUCCGUCCGUUGUCGAAUUUUGCAUGGCCUUGGUCCACUUAUGAAACUUGAUAUAGCUAAGCCAUUUCUCAAACUCAAUGGCGACCUCUCGUAUUUUUCCACAGCAAACUACCCGAUAGAUUUGCAGACGAUUCAUGAUCGCCUACAAAAUCGUUUUUACCGUCGCGUCGCUGCGAUACGAUUCGACGUCGAAAUGUUGGCUGUAAAUAUCAGGGAGCUCAGAGAACGCCCUGUUGUAAUACUCAGCUUUUCCAUGGAAAACAAUAUAUUUGUCAUUUGUGACGCCGUUACCACAAAAUUGUUAAGAAUAAUUGAAGAUGCAAAUCAGAAUGAAGCAAGUCAGUCACAAACUUCAACAUCUCAAGGUGCUGUCGGAAGAGAACCCGAUAGAAGAGCUACUGACGGUAAUGAUGAAUCAGACGAUAACUUAAGCUUAGCAGAUACUGUUGUCGAGAGCCCCAGAAAAAGAAGAAGGGUGUGUGCCAACAGAGAAGGAACGUCUUCGAUAAUUAUUCGCCAAUCGAAAACAAAGAGUUGCGAAGAGAUUGUAAUUAACUUGCCACGUCGUUCUAGUGCCAAGGGUAAAGAGACGCGAAACUAUAGGUCGAAGAACAGCGGUAAACGGAUAAUUGUGUGUAUCGUCGAUAACUACGAGGAUAAAAGCGAGGAAGAUGAGGAUGGCGAAGAGGAUGAUAGUGGUGAUGACCAGUCUGAUAGUACUGAUGACGAGAAUGCUCAAGAGAAUGAACGUACAAUGAAUAUUAACAGAGGACGUACUAACUUUCCAGGCAUUCGCGCUGCAACAACAGGGGGUUCACAGCGACGGAAAUGCUGGACAACUGAGUCCAGGUUUUACGAUUCUGAAGUUCAAGCAGGAGCUAAAAGAAGAGGCAGAGGACAUGGAACCUCAAGGUGCAACCAAUUUAAGGCAGAUAUGGCGCUUAAUACUGGAAACGAUGUGCGAGCGAUCAAGGAAAUGAUACAGGCGGCAAAAAACGAUUUGUACAAAUGUUUAACCGAAACGCAACAUAAACUGGACUGUAUACUGCAAGUCGUUGAUACUUGUUUACAACAGACGACGGUUAAUGAUCAGGGAGUGCAGACAGAACCAAAGGAAGAGCCAGUGAUACCUUUGUUGGAGAAGAAAAUUUCUGUAAGACAAGAUCUGUUUCGACCUUCGUGUGAUACCGGACAGAAUUCGCUUCAACAACAGCAGGUAACAGGUGUUGUCGGCAUUCCAAUUACAGCCAAUAAUUAUCCCGAAUCAAACGGUGUAACGAUCGGAAAUAACAACUCUACUCAAAGUUUGGAUCCAAGAACAAGACUUAAUAAUAACCAGCUACUCACAGGAAACGUCUCCGAAUCGUUAAAAAAUAAAGAUGGUUCAGAAGAUAGCGAGGACAGCAGCUGCAGCGAUGAUAGCAGUAACGAUGCUAGCGAAGAUUCCGCAGUCAACGAUGGGGAGUGGCUUUGCACUGUUCGGUCAGUGAAAUCGCCUUAUUUACCACAAUUAGGGGACAAAGUAGUAUACAUCCAGCAAUGCCAUAAGGCUUUCUUUGAAUUCGUCAGCCUGAAGAAACUCUACGAGAUUCGUGAAUCCGAGAUGCCUUGGAGUAAAUUUAAUUUCAAAGCUCACGAGUCUGCAAAAGUAAUAGAGAUUUCGUAUAAGAGAAAAAAUAAUAUUCGAAUCUGCUGCUUGAGGCUCGAGCGUAUUGACGACAUCAGAGAGAGAACAGGCAAAUUUUUCGACGUGGAGUAUCACUAUAUCAAGGACCAUCCUUACGAUUUUCUCAUUCUUCGUCAACAUUUCUACACGGCUUUGGCGCAAAACUGGAAGGUCGGCAGCAGGUUUCGUCGAAUGCUCGGGAACAUGUGGUACUUUGGCCGGAUUUUAGCAGUGCAAGCUCAGGAUCCACAGAAAUUGUCCGAUUCGAAAUUCGAGUGUCUGUGCAUCCAAACCGAUACCGGAUCGGAAUAUAACGUCAGUCCGUGGAAUAUCGAGCCGAUAGAUGAAAAAAAUCUUCCAGAAAAGAAGGGUGUCCCUAUACCUGUGACACCAGAAGAUCUUCGCAAAUUACGCUACCAGCCGAAGCCCAAUGAAUGGCAUCAGGACGGUAGGCCAGCUAUCUGUCGACGAAUUCGACGCAAACUUGAAGAACUCAUGCGAACUCCUAUUGCUGUGCCGUUCGUCAAACUCAGGAAUGAUCCUUCUUACGUCUGUAGGGUUGAGUAUCCCAUUGAUUUGGAGAUCAUCAGCGCUCGUCUCGGAAAUCUGUUCUAUCGACGCGUGGAUGCUUUGGAAUUCGAUAUCAGAUACUUGGCCAAGAAUUUUGAAAUGAAUGAAAUCGAGCUGCAAAGUUCAACGAAUAUCAUGAUGUGUUUAUAUUAUAAGUAUCAAGCAACGUUUAUUAUGCAGCAAGUUCUUGACAGUAUUGUGCAAGUAGAAUUAAAUACAUUUAUCAAAAUUAAAGUAGCGCUUCUUUACUUGAAUUUUUACUAUUUCAGGGAUGCAACGAAGCCUGGCAGACAUUUGUCAGAAAAAUUUGAUACUGCAGAAGAGGAUAAUAUGAUGAGAGAUGUUUCCCUUAAGGGAAAACGACGAACGACGAGGAAACCAACUGGAUGUGCUACGAAUCGCGAAAAACAAGAUGAUCAGUCUAUGAUAGCUAAGCGGCGUCGACGAUUGGCUCGUCGCCGUAAACUGUUCACUGCGCCGGCAAUCAAUCUGUCGAUGCCAAGGUGCAAAAAUGGAUCCCCUCAAGCAAAUACUGAACAACAGAAAAAAACCAGUUGAUGAAGAUUUUUUCACGAUUUCAUACUAUUCUUCGUACUAUUAUUUUGUAGCUUUAAGAAGUAUAAAUCAACGUAAGAUUUUGGCUUUAAGUACUUUUUACCUUUUGAUACAUUUUUUAAAUAAAGAAUCUACUUGACUCAUGUUAA
Molecule: messenger RNA, 3996 nt
Organism: Nasonia vitripennis (jewel wasp)
Lineage: Eukaryota; Metazoa; Arthropoda; Insecta; Hymenoptera; Pteromalidae
Product: bromodomain and WD repeat-containing protein 1-like
Exons: 16
Coding region: 263-3850 (1195 amino acids)
Biological process (GO): cytoskeleton organization; regulation of cell shape; regulation of transcription by RNA polymerase II
Cellular component (GO): nucleus
Molecular function (GO): protein binding
Source: RefSeq, a predicted model, not a curated record